GGUCAGGCGGUAUAAACAUAAACAAAAGAAGAACAAAUUUUCCACGGUGAUUGGAUAGCCCGCAACGCGGCCUGGCAAAUCAAUAUAGAAAAUGAGCAUCGACGACGUCAUCUAUGUAAUCUGCCUGCUGGCCUGCAUCGGGGCCGGCAACUAUGUGCGUAAGGUGCGCGAUGAGUCCCAACGCAAAUUGGUAUCCACGGCAUUGGGUGUGAUUGUGGUGGUCAUUGUUUCGGGCCUCCACAGCCUGCACUGCAUUGCCUCCUUGGCAUUGGGCACCGCCAGUGUGCUGCUGGUGCAUCCAAGCAAAUGCCAUUUGGUUACAUUUGGCAUUAUGUUUGGCUACCUGGUGUUCUUUCGGCUAUUCGACUUCUACUGGAGCAUUCCCGGCCACACGAACAUGAUACAAAUGAUACUUACACUUAAGGUGUCGGGCAUUGCCUUUGAGAAAACAGCCGCCUGGAAGCGUAUACGUGAAAAGGAUGAACAGGAAAAGAAUGUAGAGCGGGAUGUGAACAGCGAAAGUCCCAUUGAGAUCACCGACUACGAUCUGGAGUUGCAGCAAUUGACAGCCGCCGAAAUAGUGCACUACAGCUUCAAUUACAUUGGAGUACUAACAGGGCCCUAUUAUCGCUAUCGCACAUAUAGGGACUACUUUGAAAUGCCAUUUAAGACGCAUGCCCCGAGCAUUGGUGCCACCAUUGAGAAGCUCAAGUGUGCCGCCUUCUAUUGCGCCCUGUAUCUGGCCAGCAACUACGUUUGGCCACUGGAUUACGCUUUGAGCGAUGAGUUCUACAAUGAUCGGUCCUUUGUCUACCGGCUGCUGUAUGUGUGGCCAACAUUCUUCACAUUCCGGGCACGCAUCUACACGGGCCUCACCCUCAGCGAGUGCGUCUGCACAAUGGCCGGCUUUGGGGCCUAUCCGGACGAUGCGGAUGCCAACAAUGGCGAGGGACCACGCAAGCGAUAUCAGCACUUGAAGCGCGAUGCGGACAAGCAUACGUAUAACUUUACAACGAUUGUCAAUACGCGUGUGAUGGAUGUGGAACGUUGCUGGACCUUCCGCGAGGGCAUGAAGCACUGGAAUGUCUGCGUACAGUACUGGCUGGCCGUCAAUGUCUACAAGCUCUUCCCCAGCAAGAAAUACAGGGUUGGCAGAACUGGUGCCACACUGCUCUGUUCGGCCUACUGGCACGGAUUCCGGCCGGGACACUAUUUCUGCAUCAUGGGCGCGCCCUUCUAUGUCGCGCUAGAGGAUAUGUGGCACAAGCUGGUGCGCAAGGAUGCCACUGGCACCGCACGGACCGUCAUCGAUGUGCUCUUCUGGAUAUUCAAGUGGUUCGCUUUCAGCUACCUGGGCUUGGCCUUCCUGCUCUCCUCGUUCGGCAACAUCUGGCGUUUCUAUAGCUCUGUGUAUCACAUUGGAUACAUCAGUUGGGCGGCAAUGAUUGGACUUGGCUUUUUCCUAACGAACCAACGGAAGGCGGCCGAACGUCGCCGGCAGAAACGUGCAGCUGCUGGAGACACUGCUGCUCCAGUGGAGGAGAAAAAGGCGCAGUGAUUACAGGCUACAGGGUUAGCUUUAAAGGGCAGUUCAAAUACAAAAGAACUGGCCCCACUUGUUAAGUGUUCCAUAAAGUCCAAUGGUAGAGCGUGCCACUAGUUAAAUUCCUAUUAUAAACGACACCAAUCAAAGCACCAAAUUGCUAAAGUUAAAGUUCUAAAGUUAUACUAAAUACUAUCUAUAUUCAAGAGAAACACACAACCAAUAUCAGGCGUAAGUAUGUACAGGAAUAUAUCCAGGGCCUUCCUUCCUUCCUUCCUUCCAUAUGCAUAACCAUUCAAAAAUAUUUUAGCUGGGAAAAAGAUCGAUGAUUGAUAUUAAUUAGUUUGUAGAUACACACAUAAAUAUGUUAACCCCAAAAUAAAUUGAAUCCUAAUAUAUAUGUA
This is a messenger RNA of Drosophila obscura, 1947 nucleotides long. It is a transcript of the gene frj, whose product is annotated as lysophospholipid acyltransferase 7. Gene Ontology annotation, cellular component: membrane; mitochondria-associated endoplasmic reticulum membrane contact site. Bases 92 to 1558 code for a protein of 488 amino acids. The transcript has 7 exons. Gene Ontology annotation, molecular function: lysophospholipid acyltransferase activity. Lineage: Eukaryota; Metazoa; Arthropoda; Insecta; Diptera; Drosophilidae. Gene Ontology annotation, biological process: phosphatidylinositol biosynthetic process; lipid modification. The record is from RefSeq and is a predicted model, not a curated record.